AAUGUCAAAUGAAAUUAAUGUAAAUAUUUAACAUUUAGUAAUAUUUUCCUUAUUAAAACGCAAAAGCGUGCUAAAAGCAUUUAAUAAAUUAUAAAAUUACUUGUAUAGAGUUAAAAAAGACAAGAAACUAUUUAUUUUAUGAGAAUAAUAAAUGAAAGAAUUUUAAAUUUAUUAAUCAGAAAUUUGAGCUACAUAUAAUCCUCGAUAUCGUAGUAUUGCGAAAGCAAAUCUAAUAGAUACAUAUAAGAGAAUGAAUACUUUAACUUUAUACAAGACACUUCUUCGUGAGGCUGGGAAACUUCCAGCAUACAAUAUAAGAAUGUAUGCUUUAAGAAAAAUUAGAGAUGAAUUUAAAGAAAAAGCUAAUAUAAAAGAUCCAAAGUUAAUAGAAAAGGAACUAAAAAAGGCUGAAGAUAAUUUAGAAAUGAUAAAAAGGCAAGUAAUUAUUGGGAGUUUGUAUGCAGCUGAUAAACUUAUAAUAGAAUAAUUUUAAAUAUGUUACCUACAUAAUGUUUUUUAGAAAUAAAGUUGAAUUAGAAAUUUUCAAUUUUCCUUGAUUGGAUUUAGA
Molecule: messenger RNA, 568 nt
Organism: Condylostylus longicornis
Lineage: Eukaryota; Metazoa; Arthropoda; Insecta; Diptera; Dolichopodidae
Gene: bcn92
Product: protein bcn92
Exons: 1
Coding region: 251-487 (78 amino acids)
Biological process (GO): iron-sulfur cluster assembly
Cellular component (GO): L-cysteine desulfurase complex; mitochondrion
Source: RefSeq, a predicted model, not a curated record